CCGUUCCAUAAAAUCAUUGCCCAUUAUUUUGUGUUACUUUCCCUUCAAUGGUUUGGAAAGCGGCAGCCCCUUAAAUUCACAUGUCGAAAUGCAAGCCCCAUUGAUUUUACUACUAUUUUUUUUUAGAAGAAUUAUUAUUUACGUACCCGAUUUUGGUGGAAUUCAUUUCCCAAAUGGAUAAUUCUCUCCUUUGAACCCUAAUUUGACGGGAUUAUAAUCGAAUUUUAUUUGAUAAUUCCUUGUAACGGAAGUUCUAUCUUGAUAUGGAUUUAUUCCCGUUAAUAUAGGAGUUCAUCUUGCUUAGGAUUUGUCCUCUAUAAAUUAAGGAAAGGAUCUCCUUACUUCCAAUUGAACGAAAAUCGAGAAGGGAAUCUACAGAUCUAUUCUCUGAGAGAUCGAAUUUCUUGGGUUUUCGAAGCUUUUGUUUUCCUCCAAGAAUCAUCGAUCCUCUGUUUUCAAGCUUCUUGUUUGUGUUUUUAUAUCAAAGUAUCUUCCACAUUCAACCGAUUCAGAAAGGUGAAUUCCUUUUGAAAUCCCAUAAUUGCUCUCUGGUUUUUGAAGGUUUCUUGCGAGAUUUCUCAAGGAUUUCACUCUCAGAAUUCAAGGAUUUCUCAUCUGUUUCGCCCUUCAAUUUGAAGAUUUAUGCUCUGAUAUUCCUUUUCGCUCUUCAGUUCUGCAGAUUUCCCAUCAGUUGGUUGUUUUCUCAGGUUUCGAUUCUUUUAGGCUUAAAAGCAUAAGAAGGAUCUGAAAGAUUCACAACAAUGCCGGAGAAGAGUUGGGAAAGUUGCCGGCCCUCUGAAAACCCUCGCCUCUGCGCCAACAACUGCGGUUUUUUUGGGAGCCCUGCAACUCUAAACCUAUGUUCAAAGUGCUACAAAGACUACCGCCUCAAAGAGGAGCAAGCCGCCGCCGCAAAAGCCGCCGUCGAGAAGUCACUCGCCGGAAACAACCCCACUCCGGCGGCCGAGACUGAAAUCCUGGCCAAAGAUUGCCAAGACGCCGAAAUUGAUGGCUCCGCUCCUCUCCCUUCAAGGUUGUCUUCCUCGCCGGAAUCUGAUCCACCUAAGAACUCCGAAGAUCGCCAAUCCAAAAUUGUCCGGCUAGGCGGCCCUGCUUCUCUGCCUUCGACGUCGUCUUCCUUGCCGGAGGCGAGUCGGGAUCGAAUCAGUGAAAGUGCAAGUUGCCACCCCUCUGAAAACGGCGGCCACUGCACUAACAACUGCGGUUUUUUUGGGAGCCCUGCAACCCUAAAUCUAUGCUCAAGGUGUUACAAAGACCCGCCUCAAAGAGGAGCAAGCGGCCGCCGCAAAAGCCACCGUCGAGAAGUCACUCGUCGAAACAACCCCUCUCCGGCGGCCGACUCUGAAAGCCCCGCCAAAGAUUGCCAAGACCCGAUAAUUAUCCGGCUAGAUGGAUCCGCUCCUCUCCCUUCGACGUCUUCCUUGCCGGAAUCUGACCCACCUGAGAAACGCUGCUUCAUCUGCAAGAAGAGGGUUAGGCUCUUUGGGUUUAGGUGCCAGUGCGGCAGCAUCUUCUGUUCGGUCCACAGGUACCCCGAAACACACGACUGCGGCUUCGAUUUCAAGAAGGUCGGCCGCGACGCCAUUGCCAAAGCGAACCCCUUGAUCAAGGCCGAUAAGCUAACCAGGAUUUGAUUUGAGGGAGGACGCCGUAAUAUGACGUCAUUCAGCCGGAUUAUUGAUAAGAUUCCGGCGCGUGCAAGGGGAUUUACGGACCGACGUGGAAAACGGGGGGAAAAGGCUUUCAUGUGAAUAAGAUUUUCUUUUUUUUAAAGUGCAAUGUAGGAAAAUAAAGAGAAGUGGAAAGGAAGAGGAGAGAAAUAUUACCUCUGUGGUGGAUGUGAAGAGUCUCUUUUGAAAAUGAAUGCGAUAUUUUUAAAUGA
Molecule: messenger RNA, 1903 nt
Organism: Amborella trichopoda
Lineage: Eukaryota; Viridiplantae; Streptophyta; Magnoliopsida; Amborellales; Amborellaceae
Source: RefSeq, a predicted model, not a curated record